Messenger RNA from Eublepharis macularius, 1399 nucleotides. RefSeq names its product WT1 transcription factor (gene WT1). NCBI's taxonomy places the organism in Eukaryota, Metazoa, Chordata, Lepidosauria, Squamata, Eublepharidae. Bases 1 to 1242 code for a protein of 413 amino acids. The transcript has 9 exons. Gene Ontology annotation, cellular component: nucleus. The record is from RefSeq and is a predicted model, not a curated record. Gene Ontology annotation, molecular function: RNA polymerase II cis-regulatory region sequence-specific DNA binding; DNA-binding transcription factor activity, RNA polymerase II-specific. Gene Ontology annotation, biological process: regulation of transcription by RNA polymerase II.
AUGGGCUCGGACGUGCGCGACAUCAACGCGCUGCUGCAGCCCUCCGUGCCCUCCCUGGCGGGCAGCGGCAAUUGCCCCAUGCCGGUGAGCAGUGCUGCGCAAUGGGCGCCGGUGCUGGACUUCCCGCCGGGAGCCUCCUACGGCUCGCUGGCCCCGCACUCGGCCUUCAUCAAGCAGGAGCCCACCUGGAGCGCGUCGGAGCCGCACGAGGAGCAGUGCCUGAGCGCCUUCACCGUCCACUUCUCGGGCCAGUUCACCGGCACCGCCGGAGCUUGCCGCUACGGCCCCUUCCCGCCGCCCAGCCAGGCGCCCACCGGCCAGGCUCGGAUGUUCCCCAACGGGCCCUACCUGCCCAACUGCCUGGAGAGCCAGCAAGCCAUCCGCAACCAAGGUUACAGCACAGUGGCGUUUGAUGGAACUCCAAGUUAUGGCCAUACUCCCUCUCACCACGCAGCACAGUUUACAAACCACUCCUUUAAACAUGAGGACCCCAUCGGCCAACAGACGUCUCUAGGUGACCAGCAGUAUUCAGUGCCUCCUCCAGUCUAUGGCUGCCACACCCCCACAGACAGCCAGGCCUUACUCCUGAGGACCCCAUACAACAGUGACAAUUUAUACCAAAUGACUUCACAGCUUGAAUGCAUGACAUGGAAUCAAAUGAACUUGGGAUCUACACUUAAGGGCCACACAGCAGGAUAUGAAAGUGACAGCCAUGCAGGUCCUAUGUUAUAUAGCUGUGGGGCUCAAUAUAGAAUACACACCCAUGGAGUCUUUAGAGGAAUACAAGAUAUGCGGAGAGUGCCUGGAGUAACUCCUACAAUUGUUAGAUCUGCAAGUGAGACAAAUGAGAAACGGCCUUUCAUGUGUACAUAUCCUGGCUGCAACAAGCGAUACUUUAAACUGUCUCAUCUGCAUAUGCACAGCAGAAAACACACUGGUGAGAAACCAUACCAGUGUGACUUUAAGGACUGUGAACGAAGGUUCUCUCGUUCGGAUCAACUCAAACGACACCAAAGACGACAUACAGGUGUGAAACCCUUCCAGUGUAAAACCUGUCAAAGAAAGUUCUCCAGAUCUGAUCACCUGAAGACUCACACCAGGACUCAUACAGGUAAAACAAGUGAAAAACCUUUCAGUUGCCGGUGGCCCAGCUGUCAAAAAAAAUUUGCCAGAUCUGAUGAAUUGGUCCGCCAUCAUAACAUGCACAACAGGAACAUGACUAAACUUCAGCUUACCCUUUAGAUGUUUUACUGCAUAUGUACAAACCAGUUGGGACCCUAUGAACUACUGCAAAUAUUUCAACCAUUGUCUCAACUUUUUAGGAAAUCUUCUGAUGUCUUCAUAAUAAAGUUGUGACAAGUUAACUCAAUUGUGGGAUUCUGUUCAGUCUGGGUGUCUG